AUGAGUCAAACAAACGAAUCUUCUUCAACUUCUGAAUUAUUAGAAGAAUUAAAUAAUGAUUCAGUAACGCCUAAAUCUCAGAUAGACAAUAUAUCAAAUGAAAUCAAUCAAUGCGAUGAUGGUGAGCAAAAUAUAACUACAGAUCAGUCUUUGUCUUCAACAAUAAAUGAUUUCGAUGAAAAAGAAUGUAUUCUAUGUUUUAAAUUAAUUCCCAAAAUGAACUAUGAAACUCAUGUACAAUCGUGUUUACCUACAACUCCUAAUAGUUAUCAACCUAAGACAACUAAUCAACUAAAACAUGAUGUUUGUUUUAAUUGUUCAUCUAUAAUAAAUAUGAAUGAUGAUUCUGGAUUUUUAAUUCCAUGUCGAUUUCAUCAUCUAUAUUGUUUUCAAUGUUUAUGUAAAUCAAUGAAUGAAUAUUUAAUCUCUAAAACAACACCUAUGUGUCAUAGAAUUCAUUGUAAUUAUCAAUUAUCGCGUUAUGAUCUUAUAUGUAUUCCAUUAACACAACGAAUGUACCAAAAAUUACUUUCUUUGAUUCAAAAUCAACAACGUCCUCAAUGUCCUAGUUGUCAUUUCUAUAUUGACUUUAAAAAUAUCAAUGAUCUUGAUGAACAUAUUGAAUUUUGUCAUCCAGAAGAUUUUCUUCCAUGUGAAUAUUGUUAUUGUCCACAGAAGAUUACUUUGUAUGAAGAACAUUCUCAACAAUGUCAUCAUGAUCAAACAGGACGACAACAAAAAUUAGUUGAAUUUAUUUUAUCUCGAACAAAAUAUCCAUUUAGUGUUCAACAAAUUGAAUUUUUUAUUGAAACUCAAAAGAAAACGAAAAAAAUUCUAAAUGCAUUAAAUAUUGUCGAACAACUUGCUGAAUUUGAUGAUAUUUUUCCAAUGGAACUUCCAACUCAUGAUUGUGAUAUAUGUAUGGAAUCUUGUCUUUUUGAUGAUAUAUUUGUAUUUGGUUGUGAUCAAAGUCAUAAAUUAUGUUAUCAAUGUUAUGAAAAAUCAUGUCGAAAUCAAAUGGUCACUAAUAAAAUCUUAACAUGUGCACUUUGUUCCUAUCAAUUUCAAUAUGGUGAAUUGAAACAAUUACGUAUAUCAUCAGAAGAACUUGAUCAUUUUAUCCAAUAUCAAAUUCAAAAAACUUUUGAUCGUUGUUAUGCUAGUGAAACUCGUGCUUUAAUUAAAUGUCCAAAUCAACAAUGUUCAUCCCAGUGA
Adineta steineri is the source of this 1215-nucleotide messenger RNA. The record is from the annotation of a GenBank genome assembly. NCBI's taxonomy places the organism in Eukaryota, Metazoa, Rotifera, Eurotatoria, Adinetida, Adinetidae.